GAGAGAGAGAUGCGUGUGUGUGUUUGUGAACAUAAAGAGGUUAAAGUCCGAUAUAUAUUUUAAGUUGUAGCUCUCCGACUUUUAUUCUACCCCUUUGUUAUUCUCUCUCUCUCUGCAAAGAAAUGGAGGCCUGCCCAUCUGUGAAAAAUAUUCUUCUUCUAGAUUCUGAAGGAAAACGUGUAGCUAUCAAGUACUAUUCAGAUGACUGGCCUACAAAUAGUUCAAAGGAAGCUUUCGAGAAAUCAGUUUUUAGUAAGACUCAAAAGACAAAUGCGCGGACAGAAGCGGAGAUAGCAAUGUUCGAGAACAAUAUUGUUGUGUACAAGUUUGUGCAAGAUCUUCACUUCUUUGUUACUGGGGGUGAAGAUGAAAACGAGCUAAUCUUGGCCACUGUUCUUCAAGGAUUUUUUGAUGCAGUUGGCCUUCUGCUUAGGGGCAAUGUAGAAAAGAGGGAGGCACUUGAGAAUCUGGAUCUCAUUCUUCUAUGUCUUGAUGAAAUUGUUGAUGGCGGUAUUGUUCUUGAAACUGAUGCAAAUGUCAUAGCUGGGAAGGUUGCUACGCAUAGCGUGGAUUCAGGGGCCCCUUUAUCUGAACAGACAAUCAGUCAAGCGCUGGCAACAGCACGUGAACACCUUGCAAGAUCUCUGCUGAGCUAAGGACGCCAAUUGGUCUGAAGACAAGGAUUAUCUGGUUGGAAAGUGGGCUGUAGCUGGUCUAUUGACAUAUAUUGUAUGGGGUAACCUGAGAUUUGUUUGUCUGAUGAGUAUUAGAAUGGUAAUUCAUAAAAAGACAGCUAAUGGUGCUUCAUCACCGUCGGUCCCUAAACCGGUGUUGGAGGAUGUUUUUUUUUAAUAUACUAUGUUUUAGCCAGUUUUUUGAAGUAUAUAAACAUAUAAAGUGUACUUUAUCAGACCAAUUGUGUGCAUAGAGCUGCUAUAUUUUUGCCUGGA
Messenger RNA from Daucus carota subsp. sativus, 950 nucleotides. RefSeq names its product coatomer subunit zeta-2. Gene Ontology annotation, biological process: intra-Golgi vesicle-mediated transport; retrograde vesicle-mediated transport, Golgi to endoplasmic reticulum; intracellular protein transport. Gene Ontology annotation, cellular component: COPI vesicle coat. The record is from RefSeq and is a predicted model, not a curated record. Lineage: Eukaryota; Viridiplantae; Streptophyta; Magnoliopsida; Apiales; Apiaceae. The transcript has 7 exons. The coding region runs from base 123 to 656 and encodes 177 amino acids.